GAUUGGUGACGUCGAACAGCCAGCGUUUAUUUUGGCACUGCUGCUCUCGUUUGUCUUAUUGUCGCCGCCAUUAAACAGCACGGAGAUGGCAUAAACCGUGGACUGUCGCCGGUUUACGUUAUGAUUGAAGGCGCACGGAGACUCUGCCAAAGUGUGGUGUAUUUUCUAGGAGGCUAACGCAUGUGUAAAGGUCAACAUGUGAGACGUUAAAGGGGCGGAAAUAACUUGGUUUGAGAAAGGAUUCAGACGCCAGGAGGAGGAGGAGGGGCCCCAGAUAGACAGGGUUUGUUUGUUGUGGUUUCAGCGAGGAACGAGCACAAAACACCAAACUCUCCUACAGAAGCAUUUUUAUGCCUGAGCAGGACGGACAACUGGAAUUAUCGCCACAUUUUGACCAUCCAGAGAUCCAUGAUGACAGAGCAAAAAGUAAAGUGGGCAUGUGACUAUUGCACAUAUGAAAACUGGCCCUCUGCAGUUAAGUGCACCAUGUGCCGUGCACAAAGAUUGAUUGGUCCCAUCAUCACAGAAGAGCCCUUUGAAAAUGAGCCAGCUCUGGACCCCAACCUGGAGUGGGACUCUUCCAGAACUGAACAUAGUAGCAGCCUGCUCAUCUGUCCAGACUCCAGUGCCAGGCCCAGGGUCAAAUCAGCCAGCAUGGGAGAAGUUUCUAAUAAGUGGUCCUGUCACAUGUGCACCUACCUGAAUUGGCCCCGAGCCAUUCACUGCACACAAUGUCUCUGUCAGCGCUCCAGGACCUGCAGUCCCACAGAGUCCCCCCAGAGUUCAGGCUGCCGUCCUGCUGCCUUGUCUCCAGUAGACCCUUGUGAGGAGUACAAUGACAGAAACAGACUCAACAACACCCACCAGCAGCACUGGACAUGCACAGUUUGCACUUAUCAGAACUGGCCUCAAACAUCAAAGUGUGUGGUGUGCGACCAGCCAAAGUCCAACAACCAGGAAUCAAUAGAGCUAGCUCAGUCUUUGGAGCCCUCACCUUUGAUCAAUGAGCAGGACAGGACCAGGUGGAGGAGUGGCUGUAGUGGAGGCCGGAGCCAUAGGAGGUCCUCUCCUGUUCCAAAAACUGACAUUAAUGUUCAGAUGGACUUUCAGAGGAUAGAACUUGCAGCUGGAGCCAUGAGUGGCAAAGAGGACCAAGAAGUCAACUUCAAGAAGCUAAAGCAGAUUAAGAAUCGAAUGAAGAAAACCGACUGGCUGUUCCUUAAUGCUUGUGUUGGAGUGGUGGAGGGAGACCUGGCUGCAGUCGAAGCCUACAAAGCAUCCAGUGGUGAUAUUGCCCGUCAGCUCACUGCUGAUGAGGUGCAGCUCCUCAACCGGUCUUCAGCAUUUGAUGUGGGCUUCACGCUGGUCCAUCUUGCCAUUCGUUUUCAGAGGCAGGACAUGCUCGCCAUCCUUCUCACAGAGGUGAACCGGCAGGCAGUUAAGUGUAUCCCCUCCUUGGUGUGUCCUGAGUUGACGGAGCAGAUCCGCAGGGAGAUUACCACCUCAUUGCAUCAACGCAAGGGAGACUUUGCCUGUUACUUCCUCACUGACUUGGUCACUUUCACCCUUCCUGCUGAUAUUGAGGACCUGCCGCCUGCUGUCCAAGAGAAGCUGUUUGAUGAAUUGUUGGACAGAGAUGUACAGAAAGAAUUAGAAGAAGAAUCUGCUGUCAUCAACUGGUCUCUGGAACUGGGGACUCGCCUGGACAGCCGGCUCUACGCUUUGUGGAACCGCACAGCCGGAGACUGUCUGCUGGAUUCUGUCCUUCAGGCCACCUGGGGCAUCUACGACAAGGACUCUGUCCUCCGCAAGACCCUCCACGACAGCCUGCAUAACUGCUCGCACUGGUUUUAUACACGCUGGAAGGAGUGGGAGUCGUGGUACUCACAGAGCUUUGGUUUGCAUUUCUCCUUGAGAGAGGAGCAGUGGCAGGAGGACUGGACCUUCAUCCUGUCUCUGGCCAGCCAGCCGGGGGCCAGCCUGGAGCAGACUCACAUUUUCGUUCUGGCACAUAUUCUUCGCAGACCCAUCAUAGUCUACGGAGUGAAAUACUACAAAAGUUUCCGUGGGGAAACGUUAGGCUACGCUCGUUUUCAAGGUGUGUACUUGCCUCUGUUAUGGGAGCAGAGUUUCUGCUGGAAGAGUCCCAUCGCUCUGGGUUACACUCGGGGCCAUUUCUCAGCCCUGGUGGCCAUGGAGAAUGAUGGCUAUGACAAUCGCGGUGCGGGCGCCAACCUCAAUACUGACGAUGAUGUCACAGUCACCUUCUUACCGCUGGUGGACAGUGAAAGGAAGCUGCUGCACGUUCACUUCCUGUCUGCACAGGAGAUGGGGAAUGAGGAGCAGCAGGAGAAGCUGCUGAGGGCGUGGCUGGACUGCUGCGUGACGGAGGGUGGCGUGCUGGCCGCCAUGCAGAAGAGCUCCUGCCGCCGGAACCACCCUCUGGUCACACAGAUGGUGGAGAAGUGGCUGGACGGUUACCGCCAGAUCCGGCCGUGUGCCACUCUGUCCGACGGAGAGGAAGAGGAGGAUGAAGAUGAGUGAGACAGGGACUGAAAAAAUGACUUUCACGGAAAUACAAAUUCUGUAGUGAUGCAUGUGUUCUGUGAUAACCAGCAACCAACCGAAUCAUGUGGCACCGUACCGAGCUCACUUAGUUUACCUUCCCAAAGCUCCUCAUUUUGUUCGUAACAUAAUUAUCACAUUACCUGACAACAGAAGAAGAAAAGAAGUGCUAGUACAUGUAGGAAAAAAGUGUAUUUAAAUAGAUCCUGUAAAACUCUUUGCCUGAUGUAUUUUUGGGUCAAACUGAAGCCUUUAACCUUGAUGUGUGGUAACCCCCCCCCAAUGCCUCCGCUGAUUCUAUUUAUUCAUUUUACAAAAGCUGGUGACUGGAGAUAACCUUUGUUCUGCCCACUUUUGGUCCAAUCCCAGUUGUCCCCCUUGGCCCUACUGUUUCAGCCUUCACGCAGAAUGGCAGUAGGACGAAGGGAGCGUGUUGGGCAUUGGGGCAACAUCUGUGUUUGGUUUGAAGUAUUUUAUUUUGCACAGAUAAUACUUGCAUUCUGUGAGGGUAAGAGGCAAAAAAAAAAAGGUUUACUGACAUUUUUACGUGUGAUUCAGUUGCUGUUGUUUGAGCGGGUGGUGAUGGAAGAGAAACCCAAACACUGCCUCUUUCUAAACACUGCAUUAAUAUUAAACAUAAACCCACUUGCA
Messenger RNA from Thalassophryne amazonica, 3216 nucleotides. It is a transcript of the gene zranb1a, whose product is annotated as zinc finger, RAN-binding domain containing 1a. Gene Ontology annotation, molecular function: K63-linked polyubiquitin modification-dependent protein binding; cysteine-type deubiquitinase activity. Lineage: Eukaryota; Metazoa; Chordata; Actinopteri; Batrachoidiformes; Batrachoididae. Gene Ontology annotation, biological process: protein K33-linked deubiquitination; cytoskeleton organization; cell migration. The record is from RefSeq and is a predicted model, not a curated record. The transcript is spliced from 10 exons. Bases 409 to 2544 code for a protein of 711 amino acids. Gene Ontology annotation, cellular component: cytoplasm; nucleus.